Messenger RNA from Myxozyma melibiosi, 1491 nucleotides. RefSeq names its product putative zinc finger motif, C2HC5-type-domain-containing protein. Gene Ontology annotation, biological process: positive regulation of DNA-templated transcription. The transcript has 3 exons. NCBI's taxonomy places the organism in Eukaryota, Fungi, Ascomycota, Lipomycetes, Lipomycetales, Lipomycetaceae. Bases 1 to 1491 code for a protein of 496 amino acids. Gene Ontology annotation, molecular function: zinc ion binding; transcription coactivator activity. The record is from RefSeq and is a predicted model, not a curated record. Gene Ontology annotation, cellular component: nucleus.
AUGGACUCAUUCCUAGCAACAGCAGCAAGAAACCUCGGCCUUCUUCUUCCUCUCGAGAAAGAGACGCGGAUCGAGAUUGUUUCCUACGCCUCGUCGCUGCCUGAUGCUGCUUCUGCUGCCACUUAUUUCCAGGAACUACUUGGAGAUGCACCGGGUGUAGUCGAAUUCAUCGAAGGCUUCUGUUCUCGUCGGUGGUCUUCUUCUUCUUCUACUCCUCCUCCUCCUCCUCCUCCUACCCCCCCUCCACAGAAAUCAAAGACAACACAAAAGCAGAAAUCAACACAGAAAUCAACGCAGAAAUCAACACAGAAAGCCAGCAUCUCUCAACUUCUCGCAUCAGCGCAAACUAAAUCCCUCUCAAAAAAUACCAUCUCUUCGUCUCAGAAGACCUCAUCUUCUACAUCUGCGCCUACUCCUCAUACAGUUCACCAUCCAACCGCCGACAAACAACUUACAUCCUCCGCCCUCGACAAAAAACCCCCACCAAAACCCUCCUCCUCAAUCAAAUCCGCGCUGAAAGAGUCCUCCAUCAAACUCAAGUCUCUCCACGACAUCGACUCCGCCCUCCGCCAACUCGAGUCCUCCUCCUCCUCCGCAACCCACCCCUGCAACUGCCAAGCGCAGCGGCAUCCGCUGCUCGAAGUCGCGCCGAACUGUCUUAAUUGUGGAAAGAUCAUCUGUGUGAAAGAAGGGCUUGGGCCUUGCUCGUUUUGUCAUACGCCGCUGCUGACGGCGGAUGAGUACGCCGCUAUCGUCACUGAACUCAAGCAAGAGCGCGGGAAGUUGAAGACCGAGAUCCAUAACGACCAGCAACGGGCAAAGAAAUCCUCCAAAUCAACCCAGAUCUCAAAGACCUACUCUGGCUCCGCAGGCGGCCAACCCCAUCUCUCCGCCUCUCCCUCCCCUUCCCCUUCUCCUUCUUCUACAACACCCCUCCCCGGCCUCGAACAAGCAACAGCCCAACUCCAAAACCUGCUCCACUUCCAAUCCACCUCCGCCCAACGCACCCGCAUCAUCGACAACGCAGCGGAUUUUGACCUGCCCACCUCCUCCUCUUCCUCAGACAAAUGGCUGACCCCCGUCGAGCGCGCCUCUCUAAUCAAGCGUCAACAGCGCACAUUGCGUAAACUACGCGCGAGCGAGAAUAAACGCAAUGGAAGGGGGAGACGCGUGGUGUCUAUUGAUUUGAAGGGGAAUAAGUUGGUCGUGGGCGAUCAUUCAGAGACGGAUUAUUCGUCUGACGAGGAUGAUAUUGAGGAGGAGGAUGAGGUCCAACAUAUCAAAUCCCAGACUGGGUUUGUGGAAAAGAUAUGGGAUCCGGAGUCUACUACCGACAGCUUCAUAAAGCCUGUCUAUUCUACUACUUCUUCUUCUUCUACUACUACUACUAAAGGAAAGAAGAAAGACGCGACUCCUCUUGCUGUCAAAGAGUAUCUCGACUCUGAGGUCUCUCUAUCAUCCAACCCCAUCCGCAUCCAGGAUGAUGAAUAG